This is a messenger RNA of Alnus glutinosa, 1480 nucleotides long. Its product is annotated as histone-lysine N-methyltransferase SUVR3. The transcript is spliced from 2 exons. The record is from RefSeq and is a predicted model, not a curated record. Gene Ontology annotation, molecular function: protein binding; histone methyltransferase activity. Gene Ontology annotation, cellular component: nucleus. The coding region runs from base 21 to 1163 and encodes 380 amino acids. Lineage: Eukaryota; Viridiplantae; Streptophyta; Magnoliopsida; Fagales; Betulaceae.
GAGAAUCCUUAAUUCUUUCUAUGUUUGUUGGAUACUCGUAUAAAAAAUCACGGUUAGUACGUGCUCGUUUUGCUUCGCCAAGAAACUCCGAGACCGAGAGUCGUUUCAUCUCCAUGUGGCAACCAGAAAGUAAAAGAAGCUGCCAAACCAAUGUACGACAGCAAGAAGCAGAAGAGCUUAACCCCUCCACAGCUUUCCUCCAAUGCUUGGAGCUAAUCCUCCCAUGGCUAACCCCACAAGAACUGGCCAAUGUUUCUCUAACCUCCAAAUCCCUCAACCAGAUCUCCAAAUCCAUCACUCAUCGCCGAUCCUCCGACGCUUCCAGAUCCUCCGAGAACCUCCCCAUCCCAUUCCACAACACCGCUGACAAUCGCCCCUAUGCCUACUUCAUUUACACCCCUUCACAAAUUCUCCCUUCUUUUGCUUCGCAAUUCCUACGCCAAUCUUGGGGCUUGGGCUCCUGCGUGAGACCCAACUCGGUGAGUCGGCUCUGCGUAGAACCGGUGAGGCUGGUGGACGAGUUGGGUGAGAGUGCAUCUGGGUGCGAUUGCCAGAGGUGUGAGGACCAAGUUCGGUGCCCAUGUACUGGGUUGAAUGGUUUGGAUAUAGCGAGCGAGUGCGGAUCGAGUUGUGGGUGCGGGUUGGAGUGUGGGAAUCGAUUGACUCAGAGAGGGGUUUCGUUGCGGCUGAAGAUUGUGAGGGAUAGGAGGAAAGGCUGGGGUUUGUUUGCAGACCAGUUCAUUGGGAAAGGCCAAUUUGUGUGCGAGUAUGCAGGUGAACUUUUGACAACCAAAGAGGCAACAAGUCGGCAACAAAUGUAUGAUGAACUUGUAUCAGGUGGCCAUUUUUCUUCUGCUCUUUUGGUUUUGAGAGAGCAUCUCCCAUCUGGGAAAGCUUGUUUAAGAAUGAAUAUCGAUGCCACAAGAAUAGGAAAUGUUGCGCGGUUUAUUAACCAUUCAUGUGAUGGUGGUAAUUUAUCGACCAAACUGGUGAGAAGCACAGGAGCUUUGCUGCCCCGCCUUUGCUUCUUUUCUUCAAGAGACAUAAAAGAAAACGAGGAGCUUAGUUUUAGCUAUGGUGAAAUCAGGCUAACGUCUAAUGGUUUGCAGUGCUUUUGUGGUAGCUCUUGUUGCUUUGGAACAUUGCCUUCCGAACAUACUUAGGGCCUGUUUGGAAGAAGCGCUUUUAGUACCUAAGUAGUUGUGCCAAGCAAAAAUGGUCCCGCUUGGUAAAAAAUGAGGUUUUUUUUUUUUUUAAAAAAAAAAAAAAAGCUCUAUUUCCAAACACAAUCCUAAAGGAAUUUCUUUGUUAUAGGCCUCCCAAUUCAUUGCUGUGGAACAGUUCUUAUUGUUGUAUGAUGUUCAAAGGUGUAUAACUAGCUAGUAUGAUGUACUGUUUAUUUUGGAAAGUUUUAUUGGUGGGCAAUUUCUUAUUUGUUUCUUGUUUUGCAAAAGAAAUAAUAUGAGGCAAAGAUUUCAUA